Molecule: messenger RNA, 231 nt
Organism: Dovyalis caffra
Lineage: Eukaryota; Viridiplantae; Streptophyta; Magnoliopsida; Malpighiales; Salicaceae
Source: the annotation of a GenBank genome assembly
AUGAGCAAAAUUGAUGCUUCCCAUGAGGAGCUAAUUCCUCGAUGUGGCAACCCUUCGCUUACCUCUUACUUUCAAGACAUGCAUGUCGAUCCAUUUCUUAAGGAUGACAAUAGUAUAACCACAACGUCAUUAAACUCGAAUAGGAAAGUGAUCCGGCCACCUAAUCGGUUUGAGUUAACAUUAAAAAUCGGAGUUCUAAAAGAUUUAGACACACCCGAGUCAAUUGAAUAA